Euleptes europaea (tarantolino) is the source of this 1822-nucleotide messenger RNA. It is a transcript of the gene CHDH, whose product is annotated as choline dehydrogenase. Gene Ontology annotation, molecular function: choline dehydrogenase activity; flavin adenine dinucleotide binding. The transcript is spliced from 7 exons. Lineage: Eukaryota; Metazoa; Chordata; Lepidosauria; Squamata; Sphaerodactylidae. The record is from RefSeq and is a predicted model, not a curated record. Gene Ontology annotation, cellular component: mitochondrial inner membrane. The coding region runs from base 1 to 1821 and encodes 606 amino acids.
AUGUCUUAUUUACUUAGUGGAGUUCAGGCCUGUUGUUUUUCAAAGCAAAUGCAUGGAUUAUUAAUUAAAGCAGAUAUGCUGAAAAAAGUCUUCAGUGUCCAAAAACUGAAAACCGCUCAUGCGUUUUCUCAAAAUAGUUCAAGGAAUGUGGACUGUUUUACUUACAUAAUUGUUGGAGCUGGAUCAGCUGGUUGUGUGUUAGCCAGCCGACUGACUGAAGAUCCCGACAGCACUGUUAAGCUUCUAGAAGCAGGACCAAAAGAUACACUCUUUAACUGCAAACGAUUAAUGUGGAAGAUUCACAUGCCGGCUGCAUUAACCUACAAUCUCUGUGAUGAUAAAUAUAACUGGUAUUACCAUACAACCCCACAAAAGCACAUGGAUAAUCGAAUUAUGUACUGGCCCAGAGGAAGAGUGUGGGGUGGCUCUUCAUCCCUCAAUGCCAUGGUGUAUAUUCGGGGCCAUGCAGAAGAUUAUAACAGGUGGAGUAGGGAAGGGGCUGUUGGAUGGGACUAUGAAUUUUGUUUACCUUAUUUUAAGAAAGCACAAACUCAUGAGCUGGGUGCUGAUCCUUAUCGAGGUGGGAACGGCCCACUUCAUGUGUCCAGGGGAAAAACCAACAACCCUCUGCACCAUGCAUUCCUGGCUGCAACCCAGCAGGCUGGAUAUCCUUUCACAGAUGAUAUGAAUGGUUUUCAGCAAGAAGGCUUUGGCUGGAUGGAUAUGACCAUACACCAAGGUCUAAGAUGGAGCACAGCCAGUGCUUAUCUUCGUCCCGCAUUAUCACGUCCAAACUUGUCAGCAGAGGAAAAUACACUUGUAACAAAAAUUUUAUUUGAAGGGACAAAAGCCAUUGGCAUUGAGUAUGUUAAAGAUGGGGAAAAGAAAAGGAUUUUUGCCAAUAAGGAAGUUAUUUUAAGUGGAGGUGCUAUAAAUUCUCCACAGCUGCUUAUGCUGUCUGGAGUUGGCAAUGCAGAUGACCUCAAAAAAUUAGGAAUCCCUGUUGUUUGUCAUCUUUCAGGAGUUGGCCAAAAUCUUCAAGACCAUUUAGAAGUGUAUAUACAACAGAAGUGCACUCAGCCUCUAACUCUCUACAAAGCACAGAAGCCUCUUAAUAUGAUAAAGAUUGGUCUUGAAUGGCUGCUGAAAUUUACUGGUGAUGGUGCCACUGCUCAUUUAGAAACUGGUGGAUUUAUCAGAAGUCGAGCAGGAGUUCCUCAUCCAGAUAUUCAGUUCCACUUCCUUCCUUCUCAGGUGAUCGACCAUGGGCGUACUGCUUCUCAGCUGGAAGCAUACCAGGUUCAUAUUGGCUCCAUGAGGAGUACAAGUGUGGGGUGGCUAAAGCUGAAAAGUACUGACCCAAGGGAUCAUCCCAUCCUUGAACCCAACUAUUUGUCAACAGAAAUAGACAUCUGGGAAUUCCGCCAGUGUGUCAAAUUAGCCAGAGAGAUAUUUGCUCAGGAAGCCUUUGAAAAAUUCCGUGGCCCUGAAAUUCAACCUGGAAGCCAUGUGCAAUCAGAUGAAGAGAUAGAUGCUUUCAUAAGGCAAAAAGCAGAUAGCGCCUAUCAUCCUUCAUGCACUUGUAAAAUGGGACAGAAUUCUGAUUCUACAGCUGUGGUGGAUCCUCAGACCAAAGUUAUAGGAAUAGAAAACCUGAGAGUUGUUGAUGCCUCAAUAAUGCCAAGUAUUGUUAGUGGGAAUUUAAAUGCCCCAACCAUCAUGGUAGCAGAGAAAGCUGCUGAUAUAAUCAAGGGACUGCCAUCACUUCGAGAGAAAAAUAUUCCUGUAUAUAAACCACAGGCUCUGGAAACUCAGCGGUAAA